CGCCGUAGUGCCAGGGGAAAGCUUGGUGGCUGCUAGGCAACGAGAAACAGCCCCAAGCUAGCUGACUUUCUACUACACUCACAGAAGCAUUGCUUAGUUUCCGGAGACCCCUCUGCCACGGUUGCUCCUGUCCGAAGUGGAAUAAAGAUGGCUUACCACACUAUAGAGAGUGAAAUGGACCUGAGGAGUCUUGCAGAUACUUCACGAAAUCCUAGUGUUUCAAAACUGAGUACUGCAACGUCCAAGGGAAGAAUAAGUUAUAUUACACCCACAGAGCAUGACUCUGAUAAACAAAUCCUGACAUUUAGACACACCACAAAAGCUCAGGAGAGGACAAGAAAAAGACAACAGCCUGUAAAACUAGAGCCUCUGCCAGUGCUAAAAGCCUACCAAGAUCAUAAGCAGCCGGAAUACAUACAGGAACAGAACCGCAUUCAGUUAAUCACUUGUGGAAUCCUUAAGCCAUCAGCAAGUGUAGCAGAAAGGGGUUCUGUCAAAUCUCUUACCCCACUGGAACCUCAAGAUGUUAUGGAAAAAAAGAAGGUCCAGCAGGCCUCUCUUGAGGUGUUCUCACCUUCUCCUCCUAAACUGCCCCGCACGGGUAUUGGAAGAAGAGGCCUCUUUGGGACGGGGUCUUCCACCUACCCUAAGUACACUUUCCAGGACCGGGAAGAAGUCGUGAAAGCCAACAUUCGUGAUCCUUUGCAAAUCAUUAAAAUAGUCCGUGAAAAUGAAACGCUUGGAUUUCUUUAUAUGAUCUCUGCAGUGCCAAAGUCUUCUAUUGAGUACGAUACCUAUAAUCUAAAAGUCGUAAGUUAUGAAAACAUCAACAAAAAUGACUACUACACUAUUAGCCAAAAGGCAGUGACACACAUUCACAAUAAUGACAUUGAAUAUAUCGAGAUUGAUCGAUGGGAACAAGAAUAUCUGUAUCACAGGGAACUUACUAAGAUCCCCAUAUUUUCACUUUUCCGGAAAUGGAAGGCUUUUACAGUGUGGAAGAAGAAUGUCCGCUCCAAGAAAAUCACUGCGUGUCGAAAUUCUCUACAAAAAAAUUUGUUCAUUGUUAAUGCCUAUUUACGACCAGCUCUUCUUAAAAUAAAUGAACUGUGUUAUCAAAUCAGCUUCAUGGGACUUUGUUGUAUUGAAAAAUGUCACACCUACACCCUGCAGGAAUUUAAGGCUGCACAAGUCAUACGUCUAGAGGAGGUGACAGCGCUCCUAGAAGAAUUUCGAAGUAUGGCCAAAGAUGUGGUCAGAAAGGCUUGUCGACUUGCUUUGCGUGCUGUGGGAUUUGUUCCUGAUGACUGUGCUUUGGAACCUGUGGAGAAUAUGAAAGAUUUUGAUAGACCAAUGAACCUUGAAAUGCCAUUUGAGGCACCCUCUCAUGGAGACUCCGAAAAAAUGACCUACACAGAACAAGCCAGCAAGAGGCACCACUGCAUAAGGCUGACAUGCUUUAUUCGUCUAAAUGACUAUCUAAUUGAGAACACCCUGCAUGUCGUAACGGUGAAUUCUGCUAACUCUCUUUUGAAUUACCUCACUGACAAAAUCAAGCGGACACCUUCAGCAGAUGUCAUUCAGAAAUGGAUUACUGAAGAGAAGCCUGAAGCCACUGACAAAAAGGGGUCUCCCGUGGUGGAAAAGCAGGAAGAAGAUGAAUCUCUCAUCCCCAUGUUUCUCACAGAACUGAUUCUGACAGUCCAGUCCCUACUCUUCGAGCCUUCUCUGGAAGACUUCCUGGAUGGUAUUUCAGGUGCAAUUAACCAUUUUCAAAGCACUGUGCUGUCAGUGCCUAAUCUCGUGCCUGACGGGUAUUUUGAUGCUUUCACCAGCCCUUACAUCAACAACAAACGUGAGGAAAAAACCUGCGGCUCUGGGCCAAGUUUAUCGUCUGUGUUUGAUGAUGAUAGGAAUUUUCACACAAUUAUCUUUCAAAUAAAGGAAACCAUUCAUGCAGCAUUUGAUUCUGCCCGCUUGUAUGCAACUACAUUUGAAAAGUUCCAGAUAUUCUUUAAGGAAAAUGAAAGUCUAGAUUUGCAAGCUCUGAAACUUCAGGAACCUGAUGUGAAAUACUUUAGUGAACAACUAGAAAAAUAUCACAAACAGCACAAAGAUGCCGUGGCUCUGAGACCCACCAGAAACGUCGGCUUGCUGUUGAUUGACACUAAACAACUAAAAGAAAAACUAAUUCCAUCACCUUUGCGAUGCUUGGAGGUGUUAAAUAUUAUGCUUCCUCAGUUAAGCAAGAAAAAAGUGGAUGCAAUUAUCUCUGAGGCACAAGAUGCAGAGUAUAAGCUUGAGUUUAUUCCCACUACUACUAUAGAAUAUGUUAAUAGCUUAGUAUUUCUUGAUGAAAUUCAGGAACGGAUUGAAAGCCUCGAGGAAGAAGGGAACAUAGUGGUUCAAAUGUACAAGCUUAUCGACCAGUACCAGGUGCCCACGCCUCCCGAAGACUUUGCCGUUUUUGCCACUAUGAAACCAUCUAUUACUGCUGUUCGAAAUGCCAUUGAUAAGUCAGUGGGCGACAGAGAAACAAGCAUUAAGCAGUUUUGUCAGCAUUUGGGCAGAGAUCUUGAAGAGCUAAACAAUGAAGUGAAUGAAAUAAAGCUGCAAGUGCAGGAUCCACAGAUUCUGGAUAUUAAUGCUGACCAAGACAAAAUCAAGGUCACAUUGAAUGAACUGCAGUAUGUUAUAGAUGAUCUUCAGAAGCGUGCCUUUCAGUAUAAAUCCUACCAGAAGAAUUUCAAGGUUGAAGUGUCCAAGUUUGAAGCUUUGGAAGAAGUUAGUGCUGAACUGAAGCUCAAACAGUUGCUCUGGGAUUCCUUAUCAGACUGGGGUAAACUUCAGCAAGAAUGGUCACAGUCCAAAUUUGACUGCCUGGAUACAGAAGUCCUGAACAGCCAGGUUUCCAAAUAUGCGAAAUUUGUGACUCAAUUAGAAAAAGGCUUGCCACCCAACAAUGUCGUGCCCCAGCUCAAAAGCAACGUGGAAAAAAUGAAAGAAAAGCUUCCAGUCAUCAUAGACUUGAGGAACCCAACUUUGAAGCCUAGACAUUGGGCAGCGAUUGAACAGACCAUUGACGCCUCCUUGGUGGACUCGGAAAUUCCAUUAACCUUGGAGAGGCUCUCUGAAUUGCAUGUGUUUGAAUAUGGCCAAGAAAUCCAGGACAUAUCUGGACAGGCUUCUGGAGAAGCUGCUUUAGAAAUAAUUCUUAAAAAGGUGGAGGAUUCUUGGAAAACAACUGAAUUUGUCGUUCUGCCUCUUCGUGACUCCAAAGACAUAUUUAUCUUGGGCGGCACAGACGACAUACAGGUCCAGCUUGACGACAGCACCAUCAACAUUGCCACCAUUGCCUCGUCCCGGUACGUGGGUCCUCUGAAGACUCGAGUGGAUGAGUGGCAAAAACAGCUGGCUCUGUUUAAUCAGACUUUGGAAGAAUGGCUGACCUGCCAGAGAAACUGGCUUUACCUAGAAAGUAUUUUUAAUGCUCCGGAUAUUCAGAGGCAGUUGCCUGCGGAGGCCAAGAUGUUUCUUCAGGUGGAUAAAUCAUGGAAAGAAAUUAUGAGGAAGGUGAACAGACUGCCUAAUGCCCUCCGAGCUGCUACUCAACCAGGGCUUCUGGAGACUUUUCAAAACAAUAAUGCAUUACUUGACCAAAUUCAGAAAUGUCUUGAAGCGUAUUUAGAAUCAAAAAGAGUUAUCUUUCCAAGAUUUUACUUCCUGUCAAACGAUGAACUUCUGGAGAUUCUGGCGCAGACACGAAACCCGCAGGCUGUGCAGCCGCACCUGAGGAAAUGUUUCGACUCCAUCUCAAAGCUGGAGUUUGCUCUCAUGCCUCCUACUGAAGGGAAAAUUCCUGGCAUUGACACAGAGCCAGAAAAGGUUUAUACCAAUGAUAUUCUGGCCAUGCUGUCACCAGAGGGAGAAAGGGUCAGCUUGGGCAAAGGCCUGAAGGCCCGAGGCAAUGUGGAAGACUGGCUUGGUAAAGUGGAGGAAGCUAUGUUCACGUCCCUGCGUCGCCUGUGCAAAGCUGCCAUCGCUGACUAUCAAGGGAAACCGAGGACAGAUUGGGUGAUUGCUGGUCACCCUUCUCAAGUUAUCCUGACCAUUUCUCAAAUUAUGUGGUGCCGAGAUUUGACUGAGUGUCUAGAAACAGAAGACAAUAACCAUGUAGAGGCCCUAGAAGCUUUUGAAAAAGUAAAUUUUGAGAGAUUAAAUGCCCUGGCUGCAUUAGUUAGAGGAAACCUUCCUAAAUUACACAGAAACAUCAUCACGGCAUUGAUUACUAUUGAUGUGCAUGCGAGAGACAUAGUCACUGAACUUGUUCAAGCCAAGGUAGACACAGUGGACUCCUUUGAGUGGCAAAGACAGCUGCGCUAUUACUGGCUUGUAGACGUAGAUAACUGUGUGGCCAGAAUGGCUCUCUCUCAGUACACAUAUGGUUAUGAAUAUCUGGGAGCAUGCCCAAGAUUGGUUAUUACUCCUCUCACGGACCGCUGCUAUCUUUGCCUCAUGGGAGCUUUGCAGCUCGACCUCGGGGGUGCCCCAGCUGGUCCUGCUGGCACCGGGAAAACUGAGACCACCAAAGACCUGGCCAAAGCUCUUGCCAUUCAGUGCGUGGUGUUUAACUGUUCCGAUGGUUUGGACUACAAGAUGAUGGGGCGCUUCUUCAGUGGCUUGGCGCAGUCGGGGGCCUGGUGCUGCUUCGAUGAAUUCAAUCGAAUUGACAUUGAAGUCUUGUCAGUCAUCGCACAGCAGCUCAUCACCAUUAGGAACGCCAAAGCUGCAAAGCUCUCUAGAUUCAUGUUUGAGGGGCGGGAGAUAAAAUUAGUCAUGACUUGUGCAGCGUUUAUCACAAUGAAUCCUGGAUACGCAGGCAGAACCGAGCUGCCGGAUAAUUUGAAGGCUCUGUUCAGACCAUUUGCGAUGAUGGUUCCUAAUUAUGCUUUGAUUGCAGAGGUAAUCCUCUAUUCUGAAGGAUUUGAAUCCAGUAAAGUAUUAGCGAGAAAAAUGACUCAGAUGUAUAAGCUCUGCAGUGAGCAGCUCUCUCAGCAGGAUCACUAUGACUUUGGCAUGAGAGCUGUGAAGUCUGUGCUGGUGAUGGCUGGAUCUUUAAAAAGAGAAAACCCAGACCUCAAUGAAGACGUGGUGUUGAUAAGAGCUUUACGAGACUCCAACUUGCCAAAAUUUCUAAACGAUGAUGCUAUUCUCUUCAGUGGAAUCAUAUCUGACCUUUUUCCUGGAGUCCAAAUUCCAGAACAUGACUACGGUAUUUUACAGUCAACAAUUGUGGACGUCAUGAAUGGACAAAACCUUCAGCCUGAGAUAUGCAUGGUUAAAAAAGUGAUCCAGUUCUAUGAAACUAUGCUCGUGAGGCACGGUGUUAUGUUAGUAGGGCCGACAGGAGGGGGCAAGACCACAGUUUAUCGAAUACUAGCAGAGACGUUAGGGAAUUUACAAAAACUGAAUCUAGGCAAUCCCUUUUAUCAAGCAGUUAAAACCUAUGUUCUUAAUCCUAAAUCAAUAACAAUGGGUGAACUAUAUGGGGAAGUUAAUAAUAUCACGUUGGAAUGGAAAGAUGGUUUGAUGGCACUAAGUGUUCGAGCAGCUGUGAAUGAUACCUCAGAAGACCAUAAAUGGAUCAUCAGCGAUGGGCCAGUGGAUGCUCUUUGGAUUGAGAACAUGAAUACAGUAUUGGAUGACAACAAGAUGCUUUGCCUUGCUAACAGUGAGAGGAUUAAACUUACGCCUCAAAUCCACAUGCUGUUUGAGGUGCAAGAUCUACGAGUUGCCUCCCCUGCAACAGUCAGCCGGUGUGGAAUGGUGUUUGUGGAUCCUGAAGAACUGAAAUGGAUGCCCUGCGUUAAGACGUGGAUGAAGGAUAUUUCUAAAAGAUUUCAGCUGAAUGAGGAAACCCAAGGAUAUAUACUGAACCUUUUCCAACGCUAUGUUGAUGAAGGCUUAAAUUUUAUUAAUAAAAAGUGCAACCAAGCAAUCUCCCAAGUGGACAUCAGCAAAGUGACCACACUGUGCUACUUACUGGAAUCUUUGCUUUUUGGCAAAGAUGGAGUGAACUUAUCAAUGGAGAAAACCAAACUGAACACUGUGAUAUGUCAGACUUUUGUAUUCUGUUAUUUAUGGUCCGUGGGUGGAAACUUAACUGAAAGCUAUUGGGAUUCUUUUGAUACAUUUAUUAGAACACAAUUUGAUGAUAAUCCUGAUGCCAGGCUCCCCACUUCCGGUGACCUGUGGAGCAUUCACAUGGACUUUGACACCAAGCGGCUGGACCCUUGGGAGCGAAUCAUCCCUGCCUUCAAGUACAGCCGGGACGUCCCAUUUUUUGAAAUGCUCGUUCCCACCACGGACACAGUGCGCUUUGGGUAUCUGAUGGAGAAACUGCUGGCGGUCAAGCACUCGGUGUUGUUUACCGGGAUAACUGGAGUAGGCAAGUCCGUUAUUGCAAAAGGAUUGCUAAAUAAAAUUCAAGAAUCAGCUGGCUAUGUCCCUGUUUAUCUAAACUUUUCUGCACAAACUUCAUCUGCAAGAACACAAGAGAUCAUUGAAUCAAAACUGGAAAGAAAAAGAAAAAAUAUUUUAGGAGCCCCAGGAAACAAACAAGUCGUGAUUUUUGUGGAUGACUUGAACAUGCCCAGACUGGAUCGCUAUGGAUCUCAGCCUCCAAUUGAAUUACUUCGGCAGUAUCAGGAUUUUGGUGGAUUCUAUGACAGAAACAAACUCUUUUGGAAAGACAUACAGGACGUAACGAUCGUAUCAGCUUGUGCCCCUCCAGGAGGAGGCCGCAACCCCGUGACCCCCCGCUUCAUCCGCCACUUCAGCAUGUUCUGCCUCCCGACGCCCUCGGAGCACAGCCUGAAGCAAAUUUUUCAGGCCAUCUUAAAUGGUUUCCUGAGUGACUUUACACCAGCUGUAAAGCAGACUGCAUCGAACAUUGUAGAAGCUGCAGUUGAGAUUUAUAACCGAAUGAGUGUUGAUCUCCUGCCAACACCGGCCAAGUCCCACUAUGUCUUUAACUUGAGGGAUUUAUCGAAAUGCGUGCAAGGUAUUCUCCAGUGUGAUUCAGGAACAAUAAGAGAAGAAAUGCAGAUAUUUAGACUCUUUUGCCAUGAAUGUCAAAGAGUCUUCCAUGAUCGUUUGAUUAAUAAUGAAGAUAAGCAAUACUUCCAUGUUAUUUUGACAGAAAUGGCCAACAAACAUUUUGGAAUUGCAAUUGACCUGGAAUACUUUUUAAAUAAACCCAUCAUAUUUGGAGACUUCAUUAAGUUUGGUAUAGAGAAGUCUGAACGGAUUUAUGAUGAUAUGCCUGAUAUGGACAAAAUCGCAAACGUCCUACAGGACUAUCUUGACGAUUAUAACCUCAUAAACCCCAAAGAAGUACGGUUGGUGUUCUUCCAGGAUGCCAUAGAACAUGUUUCAAGGAUCGCCAGGAUGAUCCGUCAGGAGCGAGGCAAUGCCCUGCUGGUCGGAGUGGGAGGCACAGGAAAGCAGUGUCUGACCAGGCUUGCAGCUCAUAUAUGUGGCUACAAAUGUCUGCAGAUCGAGCUUACCCGGGGAUACAAUUAUGAUUCUUUCCAUGAGGACCUGAGGAAGUUGUACAAAAUGGCUGGCGUAGAGGACAAAAAUAUGGUUUUCCUUUUCACAGACACCCAGAUAGUAGUGGAAGAGUUCCUAGAGGAUAUAAAUAACAUCCUGAAUUCAGGAGAAGUGCCUAACUUAUUUGAAAAGGAUGAACUGGAGCAGGUUUUAGCAGCCACCAGGCCAAAAGCAAAAGAAGCCGGGAUUUCUGAAGGAAAUAGAGAUGAGGUGUUUCAGUACUUUAUCAGCAGAGUUCGUCAGAAGCUGCACGUCGUCCUCUGCAUGAGCCCGGUCGGCGAGGCCUUCCGGUCCCGAUGCCGGAUGUUCCCCUCCCUUGUGAACUGUUGCACCAUUGACUGGUUUGUCCAGUGGCCCAGGGAAGCACUGCUUUCUGUGUCCAAGACAUUUUUCUCAACUGUCGACCCUGGCAACGAGGAACUGAAAGACAAGCUUUCGCUCAUGUGCGUCAAUGUCCACCUGAGUGUCUCCCAGAUGGCAGAGCGCUAUUACGCAGAGCUCCGCCGGAGGUACUACACGACACCCACCUCCUACCUGGAGCUCAUCAACCUCUACCUGUCUAUGCUAACUGAGAAGAGGAAGCAGUUGGUGUCGGCACGAGAUCGAGUGAAGAAUGGUCUCACCAAGCUAUUAGAAACAAAUGUACUAGUAGAUAAAAUGAAGUUAGACCUUUCAGCUUUAGAACCUGUGCUCUUAAAAAAAUCACAAGAUGUCGAGGCCCUGAUGGAAAAAUUGGCUGUGGAUCAAGAAAGUGCUGAUCAGGUCCGUAAUGUUGUGCAAGAAGAAGAAGCAAUAGCUAAAGUGAAAGCCGAAGAAACCCAAGCAAUAGCUGACGAUGCUCAAAGAGAUCUUGAGGAAGCUCUGCCCGCACUUGAAGCUGCCAAUAGGGCCCUGGAUUCUUUAGACAAAGCAGACAUAUCUGAAAUCAGAGUUUUUACAAAGCCACCAGAUUUGGUCAUGACUGUAAUGGAAGCAAUCUCCAUUCUCCUAAAUGCCAAACCUGAUUGGCCAACAGCAAAGCAACUGCUUGGUGACUCUAAUUUCCUGAGAAGGCUUUUAGAAUAUGAUAAGGAAAACAUAAAGCCUCAGAUACUGGCAAAACUUCAAAAAUAUAUUAAUAAUCCUGACUUCUUGCCUGAAAAAGUAGAAAAAGUAUCCAAAGCAUGUAAAUCUAUGUGCAUGUGGGUGAGAGCAAUGGAUCUGUACUCUCGAGUACUCAAGGAAGUCGAACCAAAGAGACAAAAACUUCGUGCAGCACAGGCUGAACUUGAUAUUACAGUUGCCACCCUGAAACAAAAGCAAGCCUUACUAAAACAAGUGGAAGAUCAAAUACAAGCCUUACAAGAUGAAUACGACAAAGGUGUAAAUGAAAAAGAAAGUCUGGCAAAGAAGAUGGCCCAGACAAAAGCGCGCCUGUUGCGUGCUGGAAAGCUGACAGCUGCACUGGGAGACGAGCAGGUCCGGUGGGAAGAGAGCAUCCAGAAAUUCCAGGAGGAAAUAGCGAACAUCACCGGGAACGUGUUCAUAGCCGCGGCCUGCGUGGCUUAUUACGGAGCUUUCACAGCCCAGUACAGGCAACUGCUAAUAGAUUGCUGGAUCGAGUACUGCCAGCAGCUGGAGGUCCCAAUCGACCCUUCCUUCAGUCUCAUUAACAUUCUUGGAGAUCCCUAUGAAAUACGGCAGUGGAACGCAGAUGGGCUGCCGCGGGACCUGAUCUCGACAGAAAACGGCAUUCUGGUUACGCAGGGGAGACGGUGGCCUUUGAUGAUCGAUCCCCAAGACCAGGCAAACCGAUGGAUAAGGAACAAGGAAAGCAAAAAUGGUUUAAAGGUCAUUAAGCUUACAGAUCGUAAUUUCUUACGAACUCUUGAAAAUUCCGUCCGACUUGGUUUACCUGUCCUACUGGAAGAGCUCAGGGAAACCCUGGACCCAGCUCUGGAACCCAUUCUUUUGAAACAAAUCUUCAUCAGCGGCGGACGAGUACUCAUUCACCUUGGAGACUCAGACAUUGACUACGACAAAAACUUCAGGUUCUACAUGACAACCAAAAUGUCAAACCCCCACUACCUGCCUGAGGUGUGCAUUAAAGUCACCAUCAUCAACUUCACCGUAACCAAGUCAGGACUGGAGGAUCAGUUGUUAAGUGAUGUGGUGCGCCUGGAAAGACCAGAGUUGGAAGAACAAAGAGUUCAGCUCAUCGUCAGGAUCAACAGCGAUAAAAACCAGUUGAAAGCCAUCGAAGAGAAAAUCCUAAAAAUGCUCUUCACAUCUGAAGGAAAUAUUUUAGACAACGAAGAACUCAUUGACACACUCCAGGAGUCCAAGAUUACUUCUGGUGCCAUUAAAGUCAGGCUGAAAGAAGCAGAGUCCACAGAGCAGAUGAUCAAUGUCGCCCGCGAGAAAUAUCGCCCGGUGGCCACUCAAGGCUCUGUUAUGUACUUCGUCAUCGCAAGCCUCUCGGAAAUGGACCCUAUGUAUCAGUAUUCAUUAAAAUAUUUUAAACAGUUGUUCAAUACAACAAUCGAAACUUCUGUGAAGACAGAUGAUCUACAGCACCGCCUGCAAAUACUGCUGGAGCAAACCCUGCUAAACGCCUACGUCAACAUCUCAAGGGGACUUUUUGAACAACAUAAACUCAUCUACAGCUUUAUGCUCUGUGUCGAGAUCAUGCGGCAGCAAGGCUCCCUAACCGAAGCCGAGUGGAAUUUCUUCCUUCGAGGUUCUGCGGGAAUGGAAAAGGAACGCCCUCCUAAGCCAGAAGCUCCCUGGUUGUCUACCGCCAUGUGGUUUGCAUGCUGUGAUUUAGAAGAAUCCUUUCCAGUUUUUCAAAAACUUACAGAAUACAUAUUGUUACACCCCAUUUCCAUACGCUUAGGCUCUUUUGAGACCUCUAUUAACCCACCAGUGUGGGAGGGCUACCCUCAUUCGAAACGUGAAGAGCAUGGCACCCACGGAAAGGCUACACACCAGGAUUCUCGGAUCUCCGAAUUGAGUUCUUUCCAAAAGUUAAUUCUUAUUAAAUGUUGUAAAGAAGAAAAGGUGGUGUUUGCUGUUACAGACUUUGUGAUAGAAAAUCUUGGCAAACAGUUUAUCGAGACGCCCCCUGUGGACCUGGCCACACUCUACCAAGACAUGUCAUGCAGCACCCCGCUGGUGUUCAUCCUGAGCACAGGCUCGGACCCCAUGGGCACGUUCCAGAGGUUCGCCAGGGAGAGCGGGUAUUCGGAACGAGUGCAGUCCAUUUCCCUGGGGCAGGGACAAGGACCCAUCGCUGAGAAAAUGAUCAAGGACGCGAUGAAAACAGGAAACUGGGUAUUUUUGCAAAACUGCCAUCUUGCCGUUUCUUGGAUGCUAGCAAUGGAAGAACUGAUUAAAACUUUCACAGACCCAACUCAAGCUAUCAAGGACACGUUUCGACUUUUUCUAAGCUCCAUGCCCAGUAGUACAUUUCCUGUUACCGUGCUCCAAAAUUCUGUCAAGGUAACCAAUGAGCCUCCAAAAGGCUUACGUGCAAAUAUCAGGCGAGCGUUUACUGAAAUGACACCUUCAUUUUUUGAAGAAAAUAUACUUGGGAAAAAAUGGAGACAAAUAAUAUUUGGCAUUUGUUUCUUCCACGCGAUUGUUCAGGAGAGAAAGAAGUUUGGACCCCUUGGUUGGAACAUUUGCUAUGAAUUUAAUGACAGUGACAGAGAGUGUGCUUUACUCAAUCUCAACCUAUACUGCCAAGAAGGAAAGAUUCCCUGGGAUGCUCUGAUUUACAUUACUGGUGAGAUUACAUAUGGCGGAAGAGUGACAGACACCUGGGAUCAACGAUGCCUUCGUACGGUCUUGAAAAGAUUUUUUUCUCCCGAAACAUUAGAAGAUAAUUAUAAAUAUUCUGAAUCAGGCAUCUACUUUGCACCCUUGGCUGACAGCCUGCAAGAGUUUAAGGACUACAUUGAAAAUCUGCCUUUAAUAGAUGACCCAGAAAUUUUCGGAAUGCAUGAAAAUGCCAACCUAGUUUUCCAGUACAAAGAGACCAACACUUUAAUUAACACCAUACUUGAGGUUCAGCCACGAUCAUCUUCUGGUGGAGAGGGGAAAAGCAAUGAUGAAAUUGUCCAAGAACUUGUGGCUUCUAUCCAGACCAGAGUUCCAGAAAAACUGAUGAUGGAGGGAGCUUCUGAGAGCCUUUUCGUCAAAGACCCUCAAGGACGACUGAAUUCCUUGACCACCGUCCUCAGCCAGGAAGUAGACCGGUUUAACAACCUACUAAAGUUAAUACAUACUUCUCUAGAAACACUCAAUAAAGCCAUUGCUGGAUUCGUUGUGAUGUCUGAAGAAAUGGAAAAAGUGUAUAACAGCUUCCUCAACAACCAGGUUCCUUCUCUCUGGUCCAACACAGCCUACCCUUCCCUGAAGCCGCUAGGAUCGUGGGUCAAGGACCUUGUUUUGAGGACUGCAUUUGUGGAUUUGUGGCUCAAAAGAGGACAGCCCAAGUCCUUCUGGAUCUCCGGUUUCUUCUUUCCUCAAGGAUUUCUAACAGGAACUCUUCAAAACCAUGCCCGGAAAUACAAUUUGCCUAUAGACGAGCUGAGUUUUAAGUACAACAUGGUUCCUACCUACCGGGAUCAAGCUGCAGUGAUAGAAGCUGCCAAGACAGUGAAGUUUGGACAAGAACUGCCCAUGGACCUAGAGUUGCCCUCUCCGGAGGAUGGCGUCCUUGUUCAUGGGAUGUUCAUGGAUGCUUCCCGGUGGGACGAUAAGGAGAUGGUGAUAGAAGACGCGCUGCCUGGACAGAUGAACCCCAUGCUGCCCGUGGUGCACUUUGAGCCACAACAGAACUACGAACCAGCCCCCACACUUUACCACUCCCCGCUGUAUAAAACAGGGGCUCGGGCAGGGACGCUGUCCACCACAGGGCAUUCAACCAACUUCGUGGUGACCGUCCUCUUACCGUCUAAGCGGUCCAAAGACUACUGGAUUGCCAAGGGAUCUGCUCUGCUCUGCCAGCUAAAUGAGUGAAAAGGGGUCACCUCAGUCCAAAGACCCUCCGUGAUUUGGCAGUGGGGGGCGGAGCUGAGUAAUGUAUAUGUGAGCAACAGUGCUAUCUCUGAUUUGAUUUAGCAUAGUAAGGGUGGUUAUGUCUCUCAUGAUCUAAAAUAAAGUGUCUGCAUUCUGUU
Molecule: messenger RNA, 12776 nt
Organism: Cavia porcellus (domestic guinea pig)
Lineage: Eukaryota; Metazoa; Chordata; Mammalia; Rodentia; Caviidae
Gene: Dnah6
Product: dynein axonemal heavy chain 6
Exons: 77
Coding region: 148-12618 (4156 amino acids)
Biological process (GO): microtubule-based movement
Cellular component (GO): dynein complex
Molecular function (GO): dynein light intermediate chain binding; ATP binding; minus-end-directed microtubule motor activity
Source: RefSeq, a predicted model, not a curated record